Messenger RNA from Lodderomyces parapsilosis, 2187 nucleotides. RefSeq names its product Pet127p (gene PET127). NCBI's taxonomy places the organism in Eukaryota, Fungi, Ascomycota, Pichiomycetes, Serinales, Debaryomycetaceae. Gene Ontology annotation, biological process: mitochondrial RNA 5'-end processing. Gene Ontology annotation, cellular component: mitochondrial envelope; mitochondrion. The record is from RefSeq and is a predicted model, not a curated record. The transcript has a single exon. The coding region runs from base 1 to 2187 and encodes 728 amino acids.
AUGACGUACAUUGCCUGUACACGCUCUAACAUUUCACGUCUACGAUGGAUAUCGGGUACUUUCAGAAGAGCUUCAAGUAAAGCUGCUAUAACAAUUCAAAAAAGUGGCCAAGGAAGACUGGUCCUAAAGGCUGCAACCAAAGAUAGAUCCAAACAUCAAACGAGCAAUGAUUCCAUACAAACUUUAGGGGUAGCGAAUGUAAGGGGCGCAAAGAAACCUUCAUUACUUAAAGUUGGCACUUCAUCAACAAAGACUCUGUCUAAGAAGUCGUCACACUUAAAAGAAUCGAAGGCAGCCCAAAGUGAUCAGAUUGGCGAAUUUCGUAAAAAGUCAGACAAGGCUCUUGAAAAAUUGGACCAACUACAGCAAUCUGAUUUAAAGACUCGCUUAUCCAAAAGGCGAUCGAGGCCAAAAAUACAAUCUGAAAUAGUUGCGAAACUCGAAUGCGAACCAGGGACAACUCGUCUAACAUCAAGUGACAUAAUCAAUGAGCCUUUGAAGCAAUGCAUUGCGCCGAAAAAGUCAGACAUACCACAACUAGCUCACAAUUUAGAUAGGGUCUUAUUUUCACCUGGGGUUCAUUUUUUACAAGACCCCAGAACUCGUGUUUACAACUUUUCGCCGUUUUUGAAGAAUGUGAUACAUUACAAGGACUUUAAUUUCGAAGCCGCAGGCAGUUAUACCCCAGUGGAUAAGCAUGAAACUUUGUUAACGAAUGCUCAAAAGUUUAAAAAGCAGUUUUAUUCCAGUACAUCGUCAAUGACUUCGAUAUUGACCAAAUUCUACAUGUUGUUGAAUAAUUACUCGCCUUAUAAAGUUGAGCGGUCCGGAGAAAUCCCAUUGAGUGGCGUUGCUACGAAGUUACCAAGCAGUACAUUUGUCGAGCCUAAAGGUACAUUCAUUGACAAAGGACAGAAGAAAACCGUUUAUUCACUCCUGGCUGACAAGUCUUGUGAUUCUGAAAUCUUACUUAGCGCAAUGGGCGUUUGUAUGGAAACUUUGUUGACAAACCCAGAAGAUGAAUUUGUCAAGUAUAGGAAAGACAACACUGAGGAAGCUCCACCGUCGCCGUCCAAUUCCUACAACUACUCCUCUUUUGGUAGCUUUUUGAUGCGGUCUCAAUUGGAUUGUUUUGACGAAAGAUUACCGGGCAAUGGUACUUUUGAUUUAAAGACUAGAGCAUCUACCAACAUUCGAUAUAAUUCUCAUGACCCAAAUGUGGGAGAAACUGAUUACCAAAUUUUCAAGCUAACUGGGCAAUAUGAAAGUUAUGAAAAGGAAUUUCGUGAUCUCGUCAAGACGGGUGCUCUACUCAAGUAUUUGUUUCAAGCCAGAAUUGGGCAAAUGGAUGGCAUUUAUAUUGCCUAUCAUAAUAUUAAUUCAAUAUUUGGGUUUCAGUACUUACCGUUGGAAGAGUUAGACAAGAUCUUUUAUUCUCAUGCCGACUACAGCACAAAGGUUUUGGAUGCCAAUAAUGCAUCUAUUGAGGCUUAUUACGAAAUGGAUAGAUUGCCGUCUUUGGUGGGGGAGACGCAAUUCAAGUUUUCGUUGGAGAUUUGGGAAACUUUGUUGAGAGAGCAUAUAUUGAAAGAUUUCGAAGCUAAUGGUUUGAAAGAUACUGCAUUCAGGUUAGUUAUCCAAACGUAUAAAAAGCCAUACGCCCGCACAAAACAAUUGAGAGUUUAUGCCAUUCCAGUAUCGAGUGAAGAAAUCAAGCAAUUCCAGCUGUUUGGUGAUCGAUAUCCAACAGAUUUCAAACAGGACCUAACUGAGCAUGAAAGAUUGAGCAAUACAAAGAAGCAUGUGACUGAAUUGCAAAAGUUUAAUACGAAUUACAUAAAGGGUAAGAGGUUGUUGUCAUACUUGAUCUCCAUGGGCAAUGGUUAUAUCGAUUCAAACAAGACGCAGUAUUACAACUUGCCGCGUCGUUUGCCCAACUCAUGGCGGGUAAAUUACACCAUCGAGAAGGUUAAAAAUCCGUCAGAACAGGAUUUUAUGCAAGUAUUCGAUUUGCCCAUUCAACAACUAAGUGAACAGUUUCAGCUGACAAAUGAAUCAAAAUCAAAAUUUAUAAAAAAGUUGCAACUGAUACAUCGAAAAUACGAGAAAAUAGGGACAAUCAGGAAAAAGCAAUGGGAGUUGAAGGAAAAAACUGCAAAUGUUUAUACACCAAAAUAUCAUUUCUAG